CCAAACACGUGUACUCCUCCUGAAGUGGCGUGCGGCAAUAGCAGCAGUGCCUUUGGGAUCGAUCGCUUCCACUGCUUCUCCAGUUCUGGUUAUUCGUCAUCUCUAGCUAUGGAAUUCAACCCGUCUACUAGCACCUCGACAAUACGAACUCUGCAUGCCGCUUUUGAAGUACCAGGGAAUAUCACUGCACAAUCCCAGCCGUCGUCACCACGGUCAAGCGCACUGACGUCUUCCCCAAACAGCCCUUCUGAGUCGGUGUCCUCUUUACCUUCUGUCGGUUCUUCAUUUUUCUUCUCUUCCGCAGCUGCCAGUCCACCACGCUCGCAGCCUCAGUCUGAUCAUGCACGGGAUUCUACCACACAGGGGCUUAUCAUACCGUCUCUGACCCUACCAGCUCCAUUGCGUCGCCCCACUCCAUUCGGAAAAACCCUUGGAGAUUUGAGGCUAAUAGUCGUAGGGAAUGGUGCUGAUGACCGUGAGCUGGUGUCCAGUCUAUUCCUAGACGACAACGAGGAUGUUGUGGAUAUCAGUGGAUGGGAGGAUUUUGAACAUGGUUCGAUCCUAAGAGCAUCAACAGACUGGAUCGAACAUCGAGAUGCUCACGGACUUGAGAAGUUUGAGCCUGCGAAGAAUGUCGAAAUCAUAGCGCUUGCGCGACACGAGUUUGAUAACAAUUCAACGAAGUAUGCCAUACUGCCAGUUAUUCAAUCACCAUUUCACUCAGUAUCUGAAUUAAUUGACCCUCGAUGCCAGCCAUCUGCUGCCCUGGCUAACUUGAUUGCAUCCCCGUGGUCACCAUUGCACACCGCACUCAUUAUCCUAUCCAACUCAGGCCCGUCUGCUUCGGAGGACGGCCCCAUCGACUUACUUACACCCCACAUACCGGUCAUAGUCAUGCGCCAUGGCCCAGAUCAUACGCAUUUUCCUUCCCGCCCUCAUAUGUCUUCAUUCCGGCCACGUUCCGCAGUUGCUCUUCGGAGUGGCCUUUUCCGCUCGCCGGAGACGCUAUCUUCACUACGAUAUGAAGCGGCAGAGCGCUUCCUCCGCUGGCGUGAAGUUGAGUGCGCCGUGGAGGGAAUACAUGCCUGUCACCGAGAAACCGUCUCCUUGUCCUCCAAUGAACCUUCAUGGAAUAAGGCGAAAUGGGAGGCAGAAUGGGAAUCACGAUUAUCCCAGGAUGUUGCUAAUUCUUGCGAGCGUGUGAACCCCGUGAGGGAUCCAGUGCAGCAGUGCUUUGAUCCACUGCACUUAUCAUCACUGGUCUCGUUCUCCAUGUGCCUCCUUGAUCCUGCGAGGAGAUUGCUCAGCACGAGUAUUUCUACUUUUGUCAAUAAGUUGGCAGACAGUCAGGUCCGGAUAGCAAUGGCGGGUAGUUUGUGUUUGGGAAUUGGGAUCGGGAUGAUGAUCCGAUGAUAGGUGGCUUUCAGGAGGUAGUCUCAUGAGCCUUUGCUCGAUUCUCGUAUACAUAUUUGCUUUAAUUUUGUAAUAUCCGUUUCGUUCCACUAUUACUUACUGCGCAUCUAUUAGUGGCAGUCAAAGUGCAUGAUUCAGUUCAGAGGCGAUUCAAAGGCGAUUCAGCCGAUUCAGU
Molecule: messenger RNA, 1588 nt
Organism: Suillus paluster
Lineage: Eukaryota; Fungi; Basidiomycota; Agaricomycetes; Boletales; Suillaceae
Exons: 3
Coding region: 109-1413 (434 amino acids)
Source: RefSeq, a predicted model, not a curated record